AUGGCGAUCAAAGUCGUGGAAUCUUUAACUUCGAAAGAGUCUCAACACUUAUCCCUCUACCUCAAGAUUUGCACACCAGACUAUGCUAUGGACGCAAGCGCGCACUACGGAUUAUACGGCAUCAACUUCCAGUGCCUCGAUCAACAGCAUGUGCUUGAGCAAGCAGACGCGCGCAUCUUGGACCCGGAUCUCCUGAACCUAGUUGUCGAUUACGGUCCGAAUAAUGCGUGGUGUGGAUGGAACUUCAAGUUUGAUGAUGCUCAUGGCUUAAUAGAAAGCUGGACCCAAUCAGAUGCGCAAGGAUUUAAGACUCGGUGGAUUAUGCUCUUUGAUGUGCACAAGCAACGAGAGUUCGUGUUACGCCUCUUGGAAAAAUACAAUCUUUCGGCUAGAUUAAGGGCUAGUUUACUUUCUCCGCCUGGCGAAGGGAAUCUUGAAAUCGCAAAAAGAUUAUGGCAUUGGUCGUCUGUGGAGCAUGGUGAUAAAUUUCGGGCCGUUGGUUACAACACCUUGUUCAGUCUAGACCAAUUGAAUUUCCCCACUGAGAGAUCAAAGGAUAAUGCCGAAGAAUUGCACAUUAGCAGUGCGACUAGAAAACGAGAAAUUGGCGAAGCUUUGAGAUGGUGGGGUCCCAUCAGUAGCAAAAACCAAUCUCCCAAUAAACCUGUCCUACCUAUCUCAGAAACAUUCAGCCAGGAAAACCAUCUCAACGGCCGCUCUUCGACCCCCAAUAUUAUCAAGUCGAAAGUCCAAACCUUCAAUGACUCCCCCACCGACGAAGACAAGCAUUUCAGCAACAUCCAUUAUCAUCCACGGAUGCUCAGGCUUUGGAUGUGGCUAAUAGUAACGGAUGACGGAACAAUAAUAUCCAUUCACGAACCUUUCCCUGUCUUCGGUAGAGACUACGAAGAACUUGAUAGAAGUAAUGCUGAACACAUACGCAGGAAUCUGCGUAUGGUUUUGAGAUGCCUAUCAGAAGUGCGGUUGCCUCAGCGGGUUGAUACGCCCAGCAGCGACAUUGAUAUUGCGAUAGAAGAAGGUGCGCUUCUUAAUGACCCAACUGGUGACCUUUUGUUAUAUUAUCUUUUUGACGACUGGUAUACGACUUGGGGCAUCGUGGUGCAGCGAGCGCACCCUUAUAGCAAAGAUUUGAAUUACAUUAGGAAGCAAGACCCCCAGCUAGCGCAUAUCGAUAACCUUCACGACAUCGUUCGGCGACUAGCGAGUCUCAAGCGGAUAUACCAGAGCUAUGAGCUCGUACUUGAGAGGCUUCUCCAAGAAGGCAAAGUUUUCUUCGACGAAAAUUCGCCGUUGGCAUUUCGACCUGCCGCUGUAUCUCGCAUUGCACGUUUGAAGUACCGUAUCCGUUACCUUGCAAUCACCGAGAUUGAAGAUUGUGAAUUGGAGACGCAAGGCCUAAUAUCACUCACUUAUAACCGGUUAAAUUUCCGAGAAACACAAGCAGUCGAGAAACUGGCUCUUCUGUCGGUUACUUUGGCAAAAGUGACCAUUAUCUUUUUGCCUCUUUCCUUAAUUAUGGCUUACUUUAGUAUGGACGUUGAGGGUAUCACAGGCCGAUCGACCAAGAAAGAUUUCUGGAUAACAGCUAGUGUAGCAUUGUUCUUAACAUUGUGCUUCUUGCUGCUCACCAACCGACUUAGUAAGGCAUUAGAGAGGAAAGGGCCAAAACAGACUUAA
Messenger RNA from Orbilia oligospora ATCC 24927, 1698 nucleotides. RefSeq lists its product as uncharacterized. The transcript is spliced from 8 exons. Gene Ontology annotation, molecular function: cobalt ion transmembrane transporter activity; magnesium ion transmembrane transporter activity; cobalt ion binding. Gene Ontology annotation, biological process: metal ion transport; transmembrane transport. NCBI's taxonomy places the organism in Eukaryota, Fungi, Ascomycota, Orbiliomycetes, Orbiliales, Orbiliaceae. Gene Ontology annotation, cellular component: membrane. The record is from RefSeq and is a predicted model, not a curated record. Bases 1 to 1698 code for a protein of 565 amino acids.